Macrobrachium nipponense is the source of this 1227-nucleotide messenger RNA. RefSeq lists its product as uncharacterized. The record is from RefSeq and is a predicted model, not a curated record. NCBI's taxonomy places the organism in Eukaryota, Metazoa, Arthropoda, Malacostraca, Decapoda, Palaemonidae. The coding region runs from base 1 to 1227 and encodes 408 amino acids. The transcript is spliced from 3 exons.
AUGGCUCUAGAUAUGAUAUCUGAGGCAAAAGCAAGUGUCUCUUUUCAAAGCAGUAUGUUUUAUGGGCAACGCAAUGCUGCAUUGGAGACUCUGGAACGUGUAUCAUGGGUAGCCCCUGACGACGCUGAAGGAAGUGAUGUCGACGUGAACCCUUUGGACAUUGACAGUGAUGAUGAAGACACUACCUACGUUCCUGAUGAAGGCCUUACUCAGGACGAUGCCUUUGACCCUCCUAACUCUAGAGCUCGCAAGGUCAAUGUUGUUGUCCCUCAAGCGAUGCCUAUGGAAGAGGAAGGUGAGCCUAACCCUAAGAGGUCUCGUGCUGAUGAAUGGAAGAAGGAAGACAUUGAUAUCCGUGCCCUGCCCAACUUCAUUCAUCAGAAGCCUGACUAUUUGAGGGAACCUUAUGAAUAUUUCUCCCAGUUCUUCACAACUGAAUUGAGGGAACACAUUGUGUAUCAAUCCAACCUGUACUCAAGACAGAAGGAUGUAGGCAGCAACUUCCACAUGUCAGAAGAGGAUCUCAUGGUUUUCCUUGGCCUCAUCGUGUACAUGGGCCUGGUUCCUCUCCCUAGCAUAGUUGACUUCUGGGCCGUGAAGACCAGGAUUCCUCAAGUUGCAGACUUCAUGUCCAGUAACCGCUUCAAGGCAAUUCGAUCUUCCCUUCACUUCAGCGACAAUGACCAGGCAGCUGCAUCCCAAGAUCGGUUCUUCAAGGUGAGAGUCCCCUUCACCAAGGUCACCAGAGAGUUCCUGAAAGUUCCUGAGACUCCUAUCCACUCCAUUGAUGAAGUGAUGGUCGCCUAUAAGGGCACAAGGGCUGGUAACCUUCGCCAGUAUGUCGCAAAGAAGCCUGACAAGUGGGGCUUCAAGUUGUUCUGCCGCUCCAGUGUGGAUGGGUUUGUGCAUGAUAUUCUCAUGUACCAAGGGGAGACAACCUUUGUGAGCCACCAUACUAUGCUAUCUGAAGUAGGAGAAAGCCAUGUCUGUAACUUCCAAGUUUGUUGUCGCCUUAGUGAAUACCAUCAAGGACCCCAGAAACUCAGCAGUGUAUGCAGACAACUACUUCACAAGUAUAGGGUUGGCCAAGUACCUGAGAUCACAGUAUGGAUGCCGGUAUGUGGGCACUGCCAGGGGAAAACCGAGUUGGUCAUCCUCCCUGACGUCUGUGAAGGAGAUGAACAAGAAAGUGACACAAAGGGGGACACUGGACUAUGUCUCUUCUGA